Coffea eugenioides is the source of this 1971-nucleotide messenger RNA. Its product is annotated as sn1-specific diacylglycerol lipase beta. Bases 208 to 1887 code for a protein of 559 amino acids. Gene Ontology annotation, biological process: lipid metabolic process. NCBI's taxonomy places the organism in Eukaryota, Viridiplantae, Streptophyta, Magnoliopsida, Gentianales, Rubiaceae. The record is from RefSeq and is a predicted model, not a curated record. The transcript is spliced from 8 exons.
CUACGAGUGGAGACUGGUGCACUUUUUCCUCCUCCUAAGUCCUAACACAAUCUGAUCUGGUGGCUGGAGUACCACUUCUUUAAUAAUUUAACUGCACCGUUCGCCGCAUAAAAUGGGGAGUUCGGUGGUCGGUGGCUUACUGCCUAUACAUCCCAUUCCUGUUCUGUAGCUUUGCGUUUUACUAUCUAUCAAUACCAGCAUUUGCCUAUGGCUAAGAAUCAGACACUCAAGCGCUUCCUUACCAACAUAGAUUUUAGUAUCGGAUUGUUAAGGAAGCGAGAGUACCAGAAAUUUGUAUAUAACGUUGUUAAUCGAUGCCAGUCACAAUGGUCCAAGUCUGAAAAGGUGGAAAGGGAUGAUGUUUUCAAAGAUUCUAAGGGCGGGCCAGAAGCACAGGUUCCUUUGAAAACUAAUAAUGUUAAUUACCCAGAUUAUGAACCUCGUUUUAGCAAAUACACCUCAGAUGAAGAUGAUUUCGUUACGAAUACUAAUAACAAGUGGAAGCUUGAACUUGCUUGGCUCACUAAAACUCUUGAACCUGCACUUCAGCUCUGUAGAUGGGCUUUGCCAACAGCCUCUGGAAACGGGGAUAGAGUCCCUCCUACGAAUAGGUCCUUUGCAGAGAUUAUUGCCAGCAUCCAAAGGAGUAAGAUUGGACUUCAGGAUUGGAGUCUCAGUGAUCUUACUAUAGGAUUGUAUCUCAUAUAUCUUCAGCAAGCAUCAACAAAUAAAGUUGAGGAUGUCAAGGGCGAGCAAAUCUCCUCAGAAUCAAUAGUUCAUGAUCUCAUAUACCACAUGGAACUAGCAAAAGGAGCCUACAAGGAUAACCCUAGCAUUCUAGCGAAGAUUAGCAUGCUCAGAGAAAGCAAUGUUGUAAAAUUUGUGAAGAACUCUGGUGUCUUGAGGCCUGGGUAUUACAUAGGUGUUGAUAUGAAAAGGAAAAAUGUAAUUCUUGGCAUACGUGGAACUCACACCGUGUAUGACCUCAUUACCGACAUUAUUACUUCAAGCCAUGAAGAAAUUACAUUUGAGGGCUAUUCAACACACUUUGGGACGGCUGAGGCUGCUCGAUGGUUUCUUCGGCAUGAGUUGGGAACCAUAAGGAAGUGUCUGCAGGAACAUGAGGGAUUUAGGUUAAGGCUUAUUGGUCAUUCUCUAGGGGCUGCAACAGCUUCUUUGCUGGCGAUAAUGCUUCGCAAACAGUCAAUUAAGGAGCUUGGUUUUGAUCCUCAAAUUGUUUCAGCCGUUGGGUUUGCUACUCCACCUUGUGUCUCAAAGGAACUGGCUGAAAGUUGCUCCAACUAUGUUACAACAGUUAUGAUGCAGGAUGAUAUCAUCCCAAGGUUAAGUGUCUCUUCUUUAACAAGAUUGAGAAAUGAAAUUCUUCAAACUGAUUGGGUGACUGUUUUUGAGAAGGAAGACUGGAAAAGAAUAGUAGAACUUGUUACAAAUGCAAAGCAGGUUGUGUCUUCUGUGCAGGAUGUCGCUCGGAAGUUGGCUGAUUAUGCCAAGUUGAGAGGGCAGACUAAAUUUUCUGAAAUCCCUCCCAGAAGGGAAGGGCUAAUGGGGGGCCCUAGCAUUUCUUCGACUUCAAUUUCAGCUGAUCCAGCUAAAACUCUUUCUGAGGAAGAAAUAUCGUGCUCAAUGCCCGAGGAAUUAUAUGUACCUGGCACCCUUUACUAUUUGAAGAGGAAUGUUGUCUGUCAAAGGAAUGGCAAAAGUGAGGAAUUUUUUACGCUGUGGAAGAGGAAUCCUGGUGAACAUUUGCGGAAGAUACUGCUCUCAAGCAAUUUAAUUUCAGACCAUAAAUGUGAUAGCCAUAUUUAUGCCUUGAGAGAUGUACUCAAAGGUUUGCCUGGGUCACAUGAUGACAGGCUUUUCCAAUGAAUAAAAUUUUGGUUCGUCGGUAAAGCUGUACAGAAGUUAUUUUUGGUCCGAGGGAUCAAUUUUGAAUAUUUUCAGUUUCACUCA